AUGGACUCCUCAGUCAAUACUGAGAAAUCUCACCUGAUCAACGAGAAAAACGCAAAGAUGUAUUCUCUGAAACUCAGAAGCCCAUUCCCAGACUCCAAGGAGGGGUACCCCAACUUCCCAUUUGAGAACGGAGAUGCGGGUGGCGCCAUCGAGCUGAAGCGACCCGUCGGCGCGCACUGUCACGGAAACAGGGCCACGUUAAGCGAGAGCCGUGAGAAGCUGCUGGCCAGGAAGAAGCUGUACAUCGCUUCCAUGGUCUGCCUGGUCUUCAUGAUCGGGGAGGUGAUAGGUGGCUACUUGGCCCACAGCUUGGCCAUUAUGACGGAUGCGGCUCACCUGCUCACUGACUUCGGCAGUAUGAUGGUCAGUCUUUUCUCCCUGUGGAUUUCCUCCAGACCCCCUACCAAGACCAUGAACUUUGGAUGGCAUCGCUCAGAAAUCCUGGGCGCCCUUCUGUCAGUGUUGUCCAUCUGGAUCGUGACAGGAGCUCUGGUCUACCUCGCCAUCGAGCGUAUUGUCAAGAACGACUACGAGAUCGAGGGUCACGUGAUGCUCAUCACCUCUGGCUGUGCAGUUGGGGUCAACAUCAUAAUGGCUUACAUCCUCCACCAUUCCACAACCUUCCACAGUCAUGGCUCAGGGUACCAAAAGAUUGAAGAGGGUGGCGGCAGCCCAGUUGGCCAUGGCCACACCCAUACCCUCCUGGGUGGUCAUGGCAACACCAGCGUGCAGGCAGCUUUUAUCCAUGUAGUGGGGGACCUACUGCAGAGUGUCGGGGUUAUGGUGGCUGCCAUCAUCAUUUACUUCCGGCCUGAAUACAAAAUAGCAGAUCCGAUUUGCACUUUCCUCUUCUCCGUGUUUGUCCUGGGGACCACAGUCACAAUACUGAGGGAUGUCUUCAGGAUACUCAUGGAAGGAGCACCAAAGGGAGUGGAGUUCAAUUCUGUGAAGGAGGUGCUGCUGUCUCUGAAGGCAGUGAAAGCCAUGCACAGCCUCCACCUGUGGGCCCUGACCUUGGGCCAGACCCUCCUGUCCGUGCACAUCGCCAUAGAGGAGAAUGCUGACCCUCAGAGUGUCCUGAAGGAGGCCACCGAGCUACUGCAGACCAAGUUUGGCUUCUACAGCACUACUAUCCAGGUGGAGCGCUACUCUGAAGAUAUGGAGCACUGCGUUCACUGCCAGGACCCACUGGACUGA
Messenger RNA from Scleropages formosus (Asian bonytongue), 1197 nucleotides. It is a transcript of the gene slc30a2, whose product is annotated as solute carrier family 30 member 2. Gene Ontology annotation, biological process: response to zinc ion; zinc ion transmembrane transport. Lineage: Eukaryota; Metazoa; Chordata; Actinopteri; Osteoglossiformes; Osteoglossidae. The record is from RefSeq and is a predicted model, not a curated record. Bases 1 to 1197 code for a protein of 398 amino acids. The transcript has 8 exons. Gene Ontology annotation, molecular function: zinc ion transmembrane transporter activity. Gene Ontology annotation, cellular component: plasma membrane.